UUAACCUCGUUGGCCUUUACUUCUCCCACGUGGCUUAGAGACAAGAGAGAAGACGAUGAGUUCAGAUGAAGAUGAUGUACCCAAACUUUCAGCCCAUACUCUUGCAGCACUUCAAGAAUUCCAAUCUGAAAGAAUGCAAACAUUGAGCUUAAGUGAUAGGGCUACUACUGAAGACCCAUCAUCAAAACCCCCAGUAAUAGAAGAAGAUUGGCAACUGAGUCAGUUUUGGUAUGAUGAUCGAACAUCUCAAAUUCUUGCUGAGGAAGCAAUGAGGGCUAGUCGAUGUAAGAGGAUAGCCUGUGUCUCCUGCCCAACUCUGUACUCUAAACUGAUCUCAAUUAAGCCUUCCCAUUGCCAAGUCACUUUAUUGGAAUAUGAUAGAAGAUUUGAGAAGUACGGUGACGACUUUGUUUUUUAUGAUUACAACAACCCUCUGGAUAUUCCUGAUAAGCUGGGACAAGCUACUUUUGACCUCGUUGUUGCUGAUCCACCAUACCUAUCAGAAGAGUGUUUUUCAAAGACUGCUGAAACAGUCAAAUUCCUGUCCAAGGACAAAAUCCUACUAUGCACAGGUGCCAUUAUGGAGAAAUUAGCCCACAAACUACUGGGACUAAAGACUUGUGCUUUUGUGCCCACACAUGCAAGAAAUCUAGGGAAUGAAUUUCGAUGCUAUGCCAACUAUGAAACUAGCCUUUUAUACCAGCAACUACAUAUCACAAAUGACUUAGCAAUUGUCUGAUUCAAAUUUUGUUUGUCAAGUGUGUUCAAAUGACAUGAGCAAUGUAACAAAAUUAAUAUCCACUAAGA
Halichondria panicea is the source of this 807-nucleotide messenger RNA. Its product is annotated as EEF1A lysine methyltransferase 1-like. Gene Ontology annotation, biological process: methylation. Gene Ontology annotation, molecular function: protein-lysine N-methyltransferase activity; nucleic acid binding. The transcript has 4 exons. NCBI's taxonomy places the organism in Eukaryota, Metazoa, Porifera, Demospongiae, Suberitida, Halichondriidae. The record is from RefSeq and is a predicted model, not a curated record. The coding region runs from base 56 to 739 and encodes 227 amino acids.